Molecule: messenger RNA, 5152 nt
Organism: Larimichthys crocea (large yellow croaker)
Lineage: Eukaryota; Metazoa; Chordata; Actinopteri; Sciaenidae
Gene: ctnnd1
Product: catenin (cadherin-associated protein), delta 1
Exons: 23
Coding region: 300-3161 (953 amino acids)
Biological process (GO): cell-cell adhesion
Cellular component (GO): adherens junction; nucleus; cytoplasm
Molecular function (GO): protein binding
Source: RefSeq, a predicted model, not a curated record
GUUUUCUCUCCGUCUUCACUGUGAGUGCUCUCUGUCUCUCCCCGCUGUGGACCGUGUACUUGUUCGGCUGUAAGGCAUUCGUGCGAGCACGCCGACGUGUUUUUGUUGUCUCAUCUCAUCUCACCUCGUCUCCUCCGAGCCUGCUGGUCGAGCUUUGGAUCGUGUCAGCCCCGCAGCAGCAGCAGCAGCAGCAGCAGCAGCAGCGCUACUACUACUCAGCCAGGCUAGGCCUGAAUCCACCUCGCAAACACUUAUGGACUUUGAAAAACAAGCCUAACAGUCUCCACCAUCGCGUGUGAAUGGAGCAGUGUGCGAGUACGGCCUCCCUGCUGGCCUCGGUGCGGGAGCAGGAGAGGCAGUUUGAGAUGCUGAGCCGAGCUCUGGAGGAGGAGCGGAGGUCGUGUGCCGGCACCUUGCCCCGCCCCCUCCCCAACAUGCAGAACGGCCGCAUUCCUUGUGAUGCAGACAUAGAGAGGCUGACACUGAACGAGGGUUACAUCAACGGGUCACAUCACUUCAGGAUGGAGCCUGGUCAUGUGAUGCAGGAGACGUACACGGUGGAGGACCCCCAGGAGGCACCACCUGUUGUCUCUGUGGAGACCAGCGAAGAUGGGACCACGCGGCGCACAGAAACCACGGUUAAAAAAGUAGUAAAGACCACCACCACUCGCACGGUCAUCCCCUCCGUGUCAGACACACUUUCCCUGGAUGGUGGGGGUUCAGUGACAGGUAUGGGGGGCUACCCUGCCCCCAUGGUUUACAGGCAGGGGCCCGCACCUGGCGUCCCCAUGGACUACCCCACUCACACCGUGCCGCGCAACUACCACUACGGACCUCCGGGAGGCUACGACGACUACCGCACUGGACCCCCAUCUGAGACCUAUGCAAGCCUUAACAGGGGUGCUCGCAUGGAUGAUCGCUACAGACCGGUCCAUCCAGACGGUUACAGAACUCUGGAUCCAAGCUACAGAGCCCACAGCAGGAACCAGCUGGACCCCUAUGCUGCUCAGCCACAGGUUGGGCGUAUGGGAAGUGCCAUGGAGCUGUCGUCCAUGCAGAGAUUUGUCCCAGACCCGUACGGUCUGGAAGAUGAUCAGCGCAGCAUCGGUUACGAUGAGCCCGACUAUGGCAUGGGACACCCAAUGCACUACAGCACUGUACCCCGCAACCACCAUGCAUUCCCCCAUGGGCCCCCACGCAGGACUGGGAGUUACGAGGGCACCUUGGACGGUGACAUGAGCGGUCCAGGCGACAUGUACUAUUGGGGAGGAGCACCGCUGGCCACGGGCGAAAGAGGUAGCAUGGCAUCGUUGGACAGCACCCUAAGGAAACCGCCCAUCGGCCCUGGUGGCUGGCGUCAACCGGAGCUGCCAGAGGUCAUCGCCAUGCUCAAUUACAGGCUGGACCCCGUCAGGAGCAACGCAGCUGCGUACCUGCAGCAUCUCACCUAUAAGAAUGACAAAGUGAAGUCUGACGUGCGUCGUCUGAAAGGCAUCCCAGCUCUCGUGUCUAUGCUCGACAACCCAAACAAAGAGGUUCACUACGCAGCCUGUGGGGCGCUGAAGAACAUCUCGUAUGGCAAAGAUCCAGACAACAAGAUUGCCAUCAAGAACUGUGAUGGAGUGCCGGCUCUAACCAGGCUGCUGAGGAAGACUCACGACCAGGACCUCACUGACACCAUCACAGGGACGCUGUGGAACCUGUCGUCCCACGACUCUGUGAAAAUGGAGAUUGUGGACCACGCGCUGCACGCCCUCUCCGACGAGGUGAUUGUGCCCCAUUCGGGCUGGGAGCGAGGGAGCAACGGGGCGGGAGGAGGGGAGGAGAACUGCAAGCCCAGACAUCUUGAGUGGGAGACAGCCCUCACCAACACAGCAGGCUGCCUGAGAAAUGUGAGUUCAGAGCGAAGCGAGGCGAGGAGGAAGCUGAGGGAGUGCACAGGAUUGGUCGAUUCGCUCAUGUACAUCGUCCAGUCCCAGAUUGACUGUAAAGACGUGGACAAUAAGUUGAUAGAGAACAGCGUGUGUCUGCUGAGGAACCUGUCCUAUCAGGUGCACCGUGAAAUCCCUGGCUGUGAGCGCUACCAGGAGGCCGCGCCCAUCAACCAGGGCCCCGCCCCCUCCAGCCAGAAGGGCGGAUGCUUCAGCUCCCGCAAGAGCAAAGAUGAGUGGUUUUCCAAAGGUAGGAAAGAUGAGGAGGAUGCAGCUGCAGACAUGAUAGACAUUCCAAAGAGGACCACACCUGCUAAAGGUUAUGAGCUGUUGUACCAGCCCGAGGUGGUCCGCAUCUACACCUCCCUGUUAAAGGAGUCCAAGAACCCCACUGUGCUGGAAGCCUCGGCCGGAGCCGUUCAAAACCUGUGCGCUGGACGUUGGACUUAUGGGAGAUACAUCCGUGCCUUGCUGCGCAAGGAGAAGGGUUUACCCAUGAUGACAGAGCUGCUAGCCCACGGCAACGACCGUGUGGUCCGAGCCAUGUCCGGAGCUCUCCGCAACCUGGCCAUUGACGCACGCAACAGAGAUCUACUAGGUAAACAUGCGGUCCCUCACCUGGUGGCUGACCUGCCUGGCGGCGGUCAGAGUCAGCCAGUACGAGCGCUGUCGGAAGAGACGGUGGUCUCGGUACUGAGCACACUCCAUGAGGUGCUGGGCUCAAGCCUGGAAGCAGCCAAGACCCUCAGGGCCUCACAGGGGAUUGAGAGGCUGGUGCUCAUUAACAAGGAUGGUAACCGUUCUGAUCGGGAGGUGCGUGGGGCCGGCCUGGUGCUGCAGACAGUGUGGGGCUACAAGGAGCUGCGGCGCACUUUGGAGAAGGACGGCUGGAAGAAGACGGACUUCAUGGUCAACCUAAACCCUCCCAGCAACACCAGAGCCAACGGAGGAUAUGAGGACAGCACUCUGCCGCUCAUAGACAAAGGUGGCAAAGGAGACCGGGAAAUGAUUCCACUGAAUGACUUGGGACCAGACGCCUACUCCACACUGGACCAGAGAGGGAGGAGGAACACUCUGGAUAACACACUCGAACCUGCUGACAAAGAUGCAGUACAGGGAGGGAUGUAUGGGGAGAGGCAGGCCUCUUUGCCUCUAACGGAUUCUUACGAUGAAAAACUGAUUGUGUGCAUCACAAGACGACAGCCUCCUCCCACCUACUGCCCUUGCUGAACUGACAAUGGGGGACCACUACAGCUACGGAUGGGACUAAACUCCAUCCUUAACACUCAACUCUUCUGUCUCUCUCUACACUCUCUUGCAGCUUCUCUUCUCUUCUCUUUCUUUUUCUCUUUGUUACAUUCCUCCAUUUGCAGCGGACAAGCUAUUGAAACCACACGGAAAAACUGACGUGGAUCUGCGCUCCCUGUGGACAAACGGACGAGACACUAUGACCACUUUGUGCUCCGCGGGUCCCUGAACUCCAAAAAACACUAACUACUCGAUGAGAUACCGCGGCCGCCAACACUACGACUUGCCUGGACAACACUAAUCCUCUCUCCGCGACGAAACAGCAGAGACUGUGGCUUCAUCCGAGAACCUUUCUGUCUCGGAGGUUGGAGCAUAGACUAAUUAAACUAAUUAGGACGACCUGCGCGGAUCAGAACAGAACACUUUUUGGUGAAAUUUUCCAUAAAUGGCUAUAACACUAUGUUUUGAUGUUUUGAAGAAAUCGAGGGAAUGUUGUUUUUUUCUCUCUCUCUGAUAGUUAAACACUACAACAACAACGAAAAAAAGAUAUUUGUUACCACUAAGAACCGAUGUUAAAUGAUCUAAUCAGAUAUGUGUAAAGCUUCUGCUUUUUUGGUAGUAGUUGUUUCUCUUUCUUGCUUUUUGCUCCGUACCACAGUGACGCACAUGUGCCAAAUGACACUGCUAUUGCUGCGACUGCCAAUACUGAAUGCAAGAACUUCACACACACACACACACACUAACUUUUUACAGCAGCCACACUGAAAACGAUCAUCCGCUUUGUGUUUUGUGUUCAGUUUGUGUCGGUGAAAGUCCACCGCCAAGAUGCAUGGGGAUGCUGCAUUUUCUGUAUUUGAUUGUGAUCCAUAGAUAUUAAAGUGGGGGCUCUUAGUAUGGAUGUUCCUCCAGACAGAAAUAGAGAGAGACCUUACUUUCCCUCUCAUUGGAAUAGACAAUAUAGCCUGUCCUAUGUUCAUAAAGUGAUGUUUCUGUUAAAUGUCAGGCCCUUAACUCUGUAAUUCUUGGGAGAUAUCACAGGAUUCAGUGGGUGCAUUUCCUUUUAUCUGCAGCUCUGUAAUCUUAUGAAUGUGUACAUACAAGAGCAUCUGUGUGGGCUAACUGGAGUGCCUCGCUCACUCAGGAUAGUUCUGAAAGUUUGUCCAACAUGACGGGAUAACCAAUCAAGGUGUCUUUGUUUCUCAGCAGGUAACUAGUUGGGAAUACUGUAUAUGGAACUCAGCAGUUUUCUAUUCUGCAAGAUAAUGGAAUAUGUGAACUUGUAUGUAUGUUAAGAGUUUAUUCUUGUCAUUGGGAUUGUUUUUUUGUUUUUUUUAUGAGGUAUAAAACUCUUGAGUUCUGUGUAAUUUACUGCUACCCAUAGCCGAUCUGUCUUUAAGGCUACCAAGAUGACACAGCAUUGUCUGUUUUUGCCCGCCUUUCUUAAGUACAGCGCUUGUACUCUAGAAUAACGCAUAUUCUUAGUGCCGAGUGAGAUGUAGAUACUUACUGAGUGGAUGAUUAAAAGAAGCACUAGGGGGUAUUAUGUGUGUUUUUCUUUUUCUUUUUUUCCCCUUUUUCUUUCUUUGUUUUCCAUGCCAAUCGAAAACCUGACAGGAUGCCUCGUUUUCUCACAGUAACAAGUUGCCUUCAGAAGCAGACUGAUUAAAAGAGGAGAAUAGAGGAGAGCAAGAGUUUGUUAGAAAAUCUGUGUAAGGAGGCAUAGACCAGAAUCUGCUAUUAGACAAAGUGGAGAAAAAAUAAAAGCACAUUUAAACUAUAUAUACAAGAGAAUAUUUGUUAAUUUUAAUGGUUUUAUGUAUUACUUUUUUUUUUUUUAUAUUGAUUUGGGUUUAAUUGUUUUGGGUGCUCUGGGUGAACGCAUAUGCAAUCAGUCUUUAUGUUUUGAUUGAAAACAUUCAGUUAAUGUCUUAAUUAAAUGCAAAAAAAAAAAAAAAAAAAAAAAGUGAAGUUAG